AAAGGGGAUUUUGCGAAAUUUGACCUUGUCUUUACUGUGUUAGUUAGCUUCGAGAACGCAAUAAAAGUGUAAUUGCUCCGAUAAUCGUCCCAGUGAAAACACAAACACAAAUGUAUUUUUAAAAAUAUGAAUAAGUUGGUUCUGUUUCAAAUUUUGUCAUCUGAAGAAGGAUCCCAGCAAAUCCUACUUGUGAUACACAUGAUCAAAAACAGAUUUCAAGAUCUACAGAAUAAUUAGGGCAGUACAUCAUGAAGUUCUCUGAAGAUUCAAGUGGAGUGCUUCAUUUAAAUUCGACUUCGAAUAAAGCAGUCAAGGAAUAUGAUUGCCAAAAGGUUGGCAUAAAGCAUUCAUCCGUUGGAGAUGUAUGUGACGUUGUUGUAAGUCAGAAAAAUAUUAAUGAAUCCAAAGAAAGCUCAAGUGAUAGACAGAUGACGUUUACUUCAGCUGGUUCACAUUCAAACCACUCAAAUUUACACAGUUCAAGUGAAUAUCCACAGAAAGCAAGACGGUCGCUUUUAGACUGGGACAGUUUUAUAAAUCUACCUAAAAAGCCUCGAAAUCUGUCGUUAAAAACUGAUGAUUUAUCUCGAACGUUAGUUACAAAAACGACAGAUUCAAGAUCUCCAAUUAAAUCAAAACAAGAAGGUGAUAGUCGUGCAUCCCCUUGCUUAUCUCCUAUAAAAGCAAACGAAUUUGUUGGAAAUGUAAAGUUAGCACCUCUUCGGUGUAGUACAGAACAUGACAAGUUAUUAACUAAUGGUGGCUAUUCGUCUUCCGAAGAACAUCACAGUAAAAGUGUCCCUGCAAGGGGAGGCGAAUCAUCUGAUUUCAGCAGUCCUGAUUUCACUUUAUCAAGUAUCCCAGUUAAAAACCGUGCUGAAACGAGAAAACGAAGAUCAUCCCACUUUGCCACUGCCUCCAAUGACUCCGAAGUAUCUUCAGACCAGCUAGAUAUACACUCUCAAAGGCAAAACCAAAAAAAAAUUAUCAUUGGCAAUCAUAACAGUAAAAAAAGAAAGUUGUCACCUUCAGUUCGAAUUCGCAGAACAAAAGACACCUUUACAUGCAUAGCAAAGGAAAAUUUGCACAACGGUGUGCAAUCGCCUGAUUUUGCUUUUGAUACCGGUAAUUCAGUACAUUGUCAAAAGGUGUCAUGUCGCUCUCUAUGUGGUGCCUGUGAUCAUGAUAAUCAUAUAUCUAAUGAAUUAAACUUAAGAGAACUCAGCGGAAAUAUUGCAUCUCAGCAAAAUCAUUCAUUGGCCAAUAAUUCAUUCACGACUACUCAUGUGGCAACACAACGGCCAUCUUUAAGAUUGAAAAAGUCACCAAAACUUCCAAAGGAGGAGCUUAUCUCAACUCAAAAUCAAAGUAAUUUGGCUAACAAGUCUGUUUUUCAAUGUUUGUACUGCACGCGCCCAUUCUCAGAAAAACGAUAUCGACUAAAGCACAUGAUUGCUUGUCGGUUGGCUCCAAAAAACUUAACAAAGAAAAAAUUACACGAAAUUGGUCGAAUGUAUGAGUCUUCAUCGAUUUCAUCGGGAAGCCCUAAUCUAGUUAAUAAUGUCGAUGAAGAAAUAUCAAUAAGUAAUGGAGUUAUUUGUCAAGCAAAUCAGACUCUUCAAAACGGACAUUCAGACGAAAUAGAAAAUACUAUAAAAAAGGAUAAAAACUCCCCUGAAAAUUCAUAUCAAAAUAAUCCAAAGAUGAAUCAUGAUGUUGACUCAAAAUCAAAUCCAAUCACUCCUUUUCUGUCUACCACUACUAAUCCAUUUAUUAAUUCUGAUGAUUCAUUAAAAACAGAUCGUAAUACCUUAACUACUAAUACAUUUGAUUCUCACUUAGUCACAAAACGUUCAGAAAAUAAUUUAUCUUCUAAUAAUAAUGAACCAUAUGAAUCCGAUGAAAAUAUUUGGCAAAAUUACAGACCAUCUUACAGUGGACCUUAUACAUGUUCAUUUUGCUAUCGUGUGAUCCAUAAUCGUUCAAACUUUUCUAGACAUAUAGCCUCUUGUAAGGCUAGGAUUUCACUAAGUACGCGCAGUACCCCAAAACCAAAGCCUGCUGUACGGAGAAAUAAACGCGAAUUUCAUUUUGUGUUUACGCCUACUCACAAGGUGACACCACAGUUGAAGAAUUUAAGAAAAGAGUUAUUCAAGGGUGGAAUUUCGAAUACUGAGCUUAAUAAGGUUGAUCACCAACAUUCAAAUGGUGAUACAGACAAUAAUGAAAUUGCAAUGAAUUCAGGUGAUAAAUCACUGGAUCCUUGUGGUCUUUCUACGUUAGACAAGAAUGUGACUGCUUUAGUAAAUUCAGAAGACUCACAACAUGAUUGUACCGAUGAACAUCUGUUUUCGACUGGAUGUCAUCAGGACAACCCCACUGAAGAUGAACAGAGGAAUCGGAUGUCUCCAUCGACGAGUGGACUGGAGACAUCAGAAGAAGCAACGACGACGACAACAGCAACAACAACGAUGACGACGACGACAACAACAGGAACAUCGAGUGAACAAGAUGUUUCGAAUGAAAAUUUAACUGAUACUCCCUUCAAAUGUAACAUGUGUUCAUUGAGUUAUCGCCAUAGAACGUCACUUUUACGUCAUGCACGUCAAUCGAACCACAAGGUGGAUCUGAUUAGGACUCGUAAGAGAACAGACUAUGUGAAGAAUAAUAACUCUGGUAUAAGGAAAUCAGGGGAGUGUUUGAAUGGUGGUGGAUGCAUGGAUAAUGAGAUGGUAUCGAAUUCGACAUGGAAAGAAUGUUCAGAGUCGGUGACGCUGGAUUCCAAAGUUGUUGAGAAUGAGAAUAUCGGGCAGGUAGUUGGUGAGGUUGAUCACCAACAUUCAAAUGGUGAUACAGACAAUAAUGAAAUUGCAAUGAAUUCAGGUGAUAAAUCACUGGAUCCUUGUGGUCUUUCUACGUUAGACAAGAAUGUGACUGCUUUAGUAAAUUCAGAAGACUCACAACAUGAUUGUACCGAUGAACAUCUGUUUUCGACUGGAUGUCAUCAGGACAACCCCACUGAAGAUGAACAGAGGAAUCGGAUGUCUCCAUCGACGAGUGGACUGGAGACAUCAGAAGAAGCAACGACGACGACAACAGCAACAACAACGAUGACGACGACGACAACAACAGGAACAUCGAGUGAACAAGAUGUUUCGAAUGAAAAUUUAACUGAUACUCCCUUCAAAUGUAACAUGUGUUCAUUGAGUUAUCGCCAUAGAACGUCACUUUUACGUCAUGCACGUCAAUCGAACCACAAGGUGGAUCUGAUUAGGACUCGUAAGAGAACAGACUAUGUGAAGAAUAAUAACUCUGGUAUAAGGAAAUCAGGGGAGUGUUUGAAUGGUGGUGGAUGCAUGGAUAAUGAGAUGGUAUCGAAUUCGACAUGGAAAGAAUGUUCAGAGUCGGUGACGCUGGAUUCCAAAGUUGUUGAGAAUGAGAAUAUCGGGCAGGUAGUUGGUGAGGUUGAUCACCAACAUUCAAAUGGUGAUACAGACAAUAAUGAAAUUGCAAUGAAUUCAGGUGAUAAAUCACUGGAUCCUUGUGGUCUUUCUACGUUAGACAAGAAUGUGACUGCUUUAGUAAAUUCAGAAGACUCACAACAUGAUUGUACCGAUGAACAUCUGUUUUCGACUGGAUGUCAUCAGGACAACCCCACUGAAGAUGAACAGAGGAAUCGGAUGUCUCCAUCGACGAGUGGACUGGAGACAUCAGAAGAAGCAACGACGACGACAACAGCAACAACAACGAUGACGACGACGACAACAACAGGAACAUCGAGUGAACAAGAUGUUUCGAAUGAAAAUUUAACUGAUACUCCCUUCAAAUGUAACAUGUGUUCAUUGAGUUAUCGCCAUAGAACGUCACUUUUACGUCAUGCACGUCAAUCGAACCACAAGGUGGAUCUGAUUAGGACUCGUAAGAGAACAGACUAUGUGAAGAAUAAUAACUCUGGUAUAAGGAAAUCAGGGGAGUGUUUGAAUGGUGGUGGAUGCAUGGAUAAUGAGAUGGUAUCGAAUUCGACAUGGAAAGAAUGUUCAGAGUCGGUGACGCUGGAUUCCAAAGUUGUUGAGAAUGAGAAUAUCGGGCAGGUAGUUGGUGAGAUGAAACAAAUAUCUGAAACUCAUUCAUCAUCCAAUAAUUUAUCUAUCCUAACUGGAAAGACUUAUUCUCUUGGUUUACGAAGUCGCAGACUAUCAUUACAAUCUAAUCAAAGUAUCCGAAAUAUAGAAACUCCAUCUAUUAUAUCAAAGUUAAAUAGAAGAAAAAAUAGAUCAGUUUCUCCAUAUUCACUUCGUCAUCCGCGUAUCGAAGAAGAAAUAUCUAAAUGUAGUCGUCGAUCAUCGGUGUCUACACAAUCUUUAAGUGAUAAUUUAAUUGACGAUGUCAAAUCUGUCAUCUCAAAUGCAACAACUGUCCCAGCAUCUGAUUGUAGUUUAAAAAUCAAUGAAUCGUCAUCAUUAUUUACUUGUUCUUGGUGUAAUCGUUCUGGAUUUAAGUGUUGGCGUUACCUUCAAAUACAUCGUGCACGAUGUUCAUCUCAUCCAAAUCGAUCCAAUAAACAAAAAUCUAUUUUAUCGACGAACAAUAUUUCACAAGUUAAAACUUCUGUAAUUUGUGAACAGUGCAAUCGAGAAUUUCGAUCUGGAACUGGCUUAAAAGUUCAUCAAACUUUAAUGUCCCAUCAUAAUAAUAAAUCAUUCAUUCAUAAAAAUGAAUUAUCUAAUAACUUAUUAUCACAAUCUAUCGCUUGUCCAGGCUGUUCACAUGAUUCACCAUUAUUUGAAUCAACUGAAAAAUUAUUAAAACAUUUACUAACAUUAAAAUCAACAAAUACUACUACUAAUACUAAUCAUCAUCAUCAUCAUCAUACAAAUCGUAGUCAAUAUUGGCCUACUGUAUUAUCAGUGCCUAAUUUAGGUUAUGGUUGUCAUAUAUGUGGAAUGUUACUUGCUUCAGAAUCACGUUUAGAUAAACAUAAAAAAGCUGUUCAUGAAGUAUGGCUUUUUCAAGAACAACAAAAUAUUAGUCCAAGUAAAAAACUAUCAUAAAUAUAUUUGUAUUUAUAUUACAUGAUUGUUAUAGUUGAAUGUCUUCAUUUUCUCUUCUUUCUUUUUUCUUUUUUUAAAAACAUUAUUAGUAUUUUAUCAGACAUAGUUAUCGUUUUUGUAAGUAGUCAACUAUCUGUAAAUUUGUGUAAUAACAAUAAUGUGUAUAUUAAUCUCUUCUUAAUUCUUUCUCUUUCAAAACUUUUUCUCUCUUAUUACGUAAGAAUAACAUGAUGAUGAUGAUUAGUAAUGAGAUACAUUACAAUGAUCAGUCGAAUGAUAAUGGAUCAAGACGAUAUGAAUAUUUGUAAUUAGUACUUAUUUAUGCGUUCAUUCAUGUAUUUUUGUGUGUACUGUUUCUAGGCUUUUUUUAAUUAAAAUUUUUAUUUAACCUUAUUUUUCAAAAAAAUACAUAUUUUCUGUGUUAGAUAUACUACUGAAUAGGAUUAUUUUUAAAAAUAAUGAAUGUAUAUUAAAAGAAAAAUACUCAGCAAAUUUUUCAUCUUUACUUCGUUAACUCCUUAACUUUUUUUUCAAGUUUAAACUCAGUUUUCACCACUUUGCCUUUGUAUUCCUCUGCUCACUCACUCAUUCACUCACUCACUCACUCUACUUAAUUAUUUGUGACUCAUUCCAUCUUACCUCUGUAAACUUACUAUCACAUCAUUAACAUCUUUCAGAAGUAAAAAAAAUAUUUUUUAUCAUAAACAAAUCAGAUGUAUGUUUUUCAGUUUAUAAGAUUAUUAUGCUUUUUAACUAGUACUAUUAUCAUUAAUUAUAAUUCUAUUAUGUACAGUUUAUAGUGUGAAAAUUGUUUUGCGUCUCUAGUAUUUGUUAUUUUGUUGUGUUUUCUCCCUCCCAGCAUAUUUCUUCUGUUCCCUUAGAAAACCACGAGAAAAUUGUAACUGUGGCAAUGAAUAGUGAGAGAUGGCGAAAAAAGAGAAAAAAGUUUCUUUUUUUUCUGCUUAGGAUUUUUUAAUGAAUCGUUCUUUUGUAUGAAAAUAAUAAAUUUAUUCGUUUGCUUUUUAUCAUUGUUGUUGUGGUGGUGGCGGUUGUAGCUGUACCAUUUCUAGUGGAUAUAUUUUAAUGCAAACACUUCUAGGUUUGUGUUUCAAUUAUUCUCUUCCUCUUCUCACUCGUCUACUCUGUAUUUUUUAUUUACUUAUUUUACAAUGUGUAUCAUUUUCUCUUUUUGUAUGUGUAAAAGAGAAUAAAUUUUUUUUAAUGACAAAAACUGCUUGUAUUCAAAUGAAGUUAUAGGUAAGUUUAAGAAAAAUAAUCAUCAUAGAACAAAAUUGAGAUUAUGU
This is a messenger RNA of Schistosoma intercalatum, 6355 nucleotides long. The record is from the annotation of a GenBank genome assembly. NCBI's taxonomy places the organism in Eukaryota, Metazoa, Platyhelminthes, Trematoda, Strigeidida, Schistosomatidae.